Tetrahymena thermophila SB210 is the source of this 510-nucleotide messenger RNA. RefSeq names its product glycosyltransferase family 28 carboxy-terminal domain protein. Lineage: Eukaryota; Ciliophora; Oligohymenophorea; Hymenostomatida; Tetrahymenidae. Gene Ontology annotation, biological process: dolichol-linked oligosaccharide biosynthetic process. Gene Ontology annotation, molecular function: hexosyltransferase activity. The transcript is spliced from 4 exons. The record is from RefSeq and is a predicted model, not a curated record.
AUGAAAAAAAUUAUUUUCGCAACAGUAGGUACAACUGAGUUUGAUGAAUUAUUGACUGCACUUGUUUAACCUGAUAUGAUUAAUUUAUUAGCAUAACAUAAGUUCACUAAAAUGGUUUUAUAAAAAGGCAGAGGAAAGUUUUAAAUGAUAGAAGAUUACAUUAAAAAGCUUCCUAUAGAAAUAGAAUUAUUUGAUUUUAAGCCAACUCUAACAAAUGAGUUUUAAUAAGCUGAUUUUGUAAUUAGUCAUUGUGGAGCUGGAACUCUUUUGGAAGGCUUGAUGCUCAAAAAAAAAAUAUGUGCUGUUGUAAACACUACAUUAAUGGAUAAUCAUCAAGAAGAGAUUUUAAAUAAGCUAUUAGAAUAAAAUUACAUUUAUGGGAUUAAAGAUUUAAAUAACUUCUCUUCUUAGAUUAAAGAAAUUCUGGAACAAUUAAAUAAAGAUGUCUUAAAAGAAUAUCCUAAUUGCGAUGAUACUAAGAUUGCAAAGGUUAUAGAAUCUUUUUACUGA